Mycetomoellerius zeteki is the source of this 415-nucleotide messenger RNA. It is a transcript of the gene Lamtor4, whose product is annotated as Late endosomal/lysosomal adaptor, MAPK and MTOR activator 4. NCBI's taxonomy places the organism in Eukaryota, Metazoa, Arthropoda, Insecta, Hymenoptera, Formicidae. Gene Ontology annotation, molecular function: guanyl-nucleotide exchange factor activity. The coding region runs from base 82 to 396 and encodes 104 amino acids. The record is from RefSeq and is a predicted model, not a curated record. Gene Ontology annotation, biological process: positive regulation of TOR signaling; cellular response to amino acid stimulus. The transcript has 3 exons. Gene Ontology annotation, cellular component: Ragulator complex; lysosome.
UUCGGAACGCCUUUCUGUGCAGCUACGCACUUCAUGCAUGACUCGAAACGCACCCCAUGAUUGACGCUGUUAUUACACAAAAUGCUGGCGUUGGAGCGUAUACCUGAUCAAAUUGGAUACUUGGUAUUAACUGAGGAUGGUGCUGUAUUAACAUCUGGAGGAGAUUUAGAAAAUGAUGAAAGAGUGGCAAAUAUUAUCAGUAGUUUGGUAACACUGACGAAUAAAGUUGAUCCUAUGGCAUUUCCGUUGCAUGAUCCUUUUGAAAAAAUAUCGAUCAAAUAUAAGGAUCAUUGUUAUGUCGUGUGUCUCUCCAAUAAGAAGAUUUACGUAGUGAAAAGAAAACUACCAUCCCAGACUACAGCGAUCGUCGAACAGCAGUCUAUCAUCGAUGUUUAGAUAUAAUAAUAAACCUAAU